AUGAGUAGUCAUGGUUCCCUUAAGAGUGAAGCGAAUUUAGAUGAUGCAUCCAUGAUUUGCGAGGUUCGUUUCGACGCAUCUGUUCACUUAGGAAUGAUUUCUCCAACGUGGAAUUCUCCCACUCAGAAAAGUGUCGAGCAUAACGAUCUAUACUUUUUCGAAUUCCGGAGGAUCGAAACUCUCCACACCGUUGUUUCCAGACUUACUCUUCGCCAUCAAAGUGAUGAUCAAGAUGUCUACGGCAAGUAUGCUUGCUCGUUUAUUUACAAAGACGUUGGAAAAAUCGAAUUUGAUGUCUAUUUAAAAACGGCACCUAUUCUCUUUCUUCCCAUAAUUCCCCCGCCACCGCCUUUACUCGAAACUGGAUUGGCCAAUCAAGCUUGUUCUCAAAGUUACGCUUCAGCCAAUCUCACAGCACUGUGGCACCAAGCCUGUAAAAUUGUUGUUGCUUAUCCUCCAGUCCCGGUUUCUGACCACGCUUGGAAUUGGAGCAACGGAGGAGCCGCUCUUUCAACAAUUCGAUCAGCAACCGAUCCCCAACUGACUGAAUGGAAUCUCGAAGCCCUUGAAAGCCUCUAUAAACUGGCAGUUAAGGAUCAGCACAGUCACGGGUGUUCGGGUCUCCUAGUGCAACAAAAUGUGACCACUUCAAGUCAUCAAGCUACGACCCUUUUCUGGUGUUAUGCUGAAAAUGAAAUUGGGAAAACCUUUGUCCGAUGGCCGCAAGAAUAUCAUGCAUCUAACUGUAAGUUGCAUCGGUUUGUUUUAUUAAGUUAG
Molecule: messenger RNA, 777 nt
Organism: Rodentolepis nana
Lineage: Eukaryota; Metazoa; Platyhelminthes; Cestoda; Cyclophyllidea; Hymenolepididae
Source: the annotation of a GenBank genome assembly